AUGGGGUUUUCGAGCGCGAAGAAUGAGUCGCCGCGAUCUUCGAGGUCGCGCUUCUCUUCCUCUGACGACGGCCUCUUAUCUCCCGAUAGCUUCCUGGGACAUUAUCCUUGGCCAAGCACCAGCACCGUCGCCCAUAAACAAUAUGAGACGCGUCAUAUGCCAGAUGAUGCUGAAAAAGCAAAGCAAAUUGAAGCCUUCUAUCGCGAUCUUGUCUGGUCACAGCCUUCAAGAGCAAAGGAUGCGCUGAGAACACAGCAGGGUCCCCGAGCCCCCCAAACUUGUGAAUGGAUCAUGGACGUCCCAGAGUUCAAGAACUGGCUGGCACCAGAAUCAGAAAACAAGCACGUUUUGUGGCUUUCCGGCAACUACGGAAGAGGGAAAUCCACCAUGGCUGUCUACCUCGCUGAGAAGCUCACAAGCAAGUUCGCCGCUGAUAACGCCAACACUUGCGCCUACUUCUUCUGCGACUCAAAGGAUCCGCGGAGAAACACCGUGCAGGGAAUUCUACGAGGAGUGCUCUCUCAGCUCUUCCAGAACCAUCCCCAUUUCCUCAGCGACAGGAUCCGCAGAAGACAUGUUUACCGCGGCUCCCGUGUGUUUGAGAAGCCAGAAGCGCUGUGGAAUUUAUUAGUUGAAGUCGCCUUUAGGUCUGACCGUCGCAUCUUCUGUGUUAUCGACGGACUGGACGAGUGUGACGCGCAUUCUCGAACUGUUCUCUUGGAGCUGAUCGAGCAGACUUUCCACGGGUCGAAACCCUCUGCGAACCUCAGCCUUCUCGUUCUAAGUAGGCCGAGUUCAAAGAUUUACGAAUACUUGGGCGAAUUCGUUCACCAAGAUCUCGACUCAUUUUCUCAAUCAAAGAACGAUGUUGCGAUCUUCAUCGACCAGCGCGUGCGACAUAUCGCAAUGAAGCGAGGCUACUCAAGCACAAACGCUACCCAGGUGAAGCGAGUUUUCCAAGCAAAGUGCGAGUACAACUUCCACUGGGUGCGUCUAGCCAGCGAGAACAUCUGCAAGCUACGCCCGGAGGAUGCUAUCAAGUACCUCAAGGGAUUGCCCAACGGAUCCGAAAUGCCUGCCUGCAACGCAUCGGUCAAUCAGAAACGAGACAACCUUGAGCAUAUCGGCUUUGGUUACACCGAUGAAGAUAGAGAAAAGCACCAUGCGCGUCUCAAGUCUCCGUUCGUCAGUGCGAUACUGACUGGAAGAGUUGAGAUGCUGGCGUUUCUCCUCAGCCAAGGUACGCCCUUGACGCCAUACACUAUACGAGCAGCAGCAAGAUGGGGCUGUUCCGCAAUGCUUCAGACAAUCAUGACACUUCGACGGGAUGAGAUUUCGCGCGACCAGGACCUUUCCUGCUCUGCAGCGGAGUGUGCGAGCGCAGAGCUGAUAAAAAUUAUUUUCACCAAUCCUAACUUUAGAUGGAGUGAUGCAGCCAUGACUGGAGCGAUAAGAAACGAGCAACAUGGACUCAAGAUCCUUGAAUUGCUAUUUCAACUACAUGGCAGCGAAAUUGAACUCGACGAGUGGAUGAUGGGAAAUAUUGCUGGCAUAUGUCACCCAAGAGUUAUGGAUUACCUACUCACCGAGCAUGGAGCACGAAUUGAGAUCAACACAACCGUGGCUGAGAAGGCCAUUGAGAACCGACAAGGCCCAGCUAUGCUUAGAGUUCUUCUGAAACAUCGACCACACGAGGGCUUUGUGGACGAGGAACUCAUGACGCUCGCUUUGGCCAAUACUCGAUGUCGACCAGACUUCAUGGCCAUCUUUAUCGAAAUGCCAAGGACCGAAGUCCAGUUCACAAAAGAAGUUGUGUUAGCGACAAUCGCUUCACCGCAACAAAACACAGACGACUGGGCACCUGAAGUUCUUGAAAUGCUCCUCGCACACCGGGCCGCCGAUAUUGACAUCGACGAAGAGAUUGUUAUGGAAACCCUGCUAGAACUUGGAUACCCCGGCGUACAAGUUCUCUUGGAGCAUAAAGAAGAGAGCGUGAGGGUGACUCAGGCACUUCUCGACGCUGCAGCAGGUGUCUGCUCAGCGAAGGAGUUCCGAGAGUUAGUGUCGAAGGCUGAGGAUGAUUUCCAGAUCACGCAGGAUAUGCUCAUCAACACAACGCUCAACGCGCGACAUGGUGAUAGAGUUCUACCUGUGAUGCUGGGAUACCUGAAAGGCUCUCUCAACAUCGGCCAAGAAGCCCUCGAAGCAUUCCUCAAGGUGGGACAUAUCGGCUUCAAGAGUUUGCUCAUCCUGUUGUUGAGAGACCGCGGCUGCAGAGUCAACGUUACUAGAGGCGCUCUGCGUUCAUGGAUCCGGGACGAGCAGAUAUGCCGAGGAAGCUUGGCAUUUCUACUUGUCGCGCUUCACUCUGGAUGGUGCAAGCUGGUCGAAGACAUGUCUGGUUCGAGGUGUGAGAGGCUGGCAGCCCUUAUUAAGCAUUAUGCCGAGUUGGAGGAUGUGCGACGCACGUUUGUGGAAGCGAUGGAGCGGUCAAAGAAAGAGAUGCGUGCGGCUUGA
This is a messenger RNA of Fusarium sp. VM40, 2517 nucleotides long. The record is from the annotation of a GenBank genome assembly. NCBI's taxonomy places the organism in Eukaryota, Fungi, Ascomycota, Sordariomycetes, Hypocreales, Nectriaceae.